This is a messenger RNA of Hypomesus transpacificus, 1512 nucleotides long. It is a transcript of the gene rfxank, whose product is annotated as regulatory factor X-associated ankyrin-containing protein. Gene Ontology annotation, cellular component: nucleus. Gene Ontology annotation, biological process: proteolysis; regulation of transcription by RNA polymerase II. Gene Ontology annotation, molecular function: protein binding; aspartic-type endopeptidase activity. The record is from RefSeq and is a predicted model, not a curated record. The coding region runs from base 317 to 967 and encodes 216 amino acids. NCBI's taxonomy places the organism in Eukaryota, Metazoa, Chordata, Actinopteri, Osmeriformes, Osmeridae. The transcript is spliced from 9 exons.
UUAAUAGUUCCUACACGAUUGCACUUGAACAAUACAUACUCAUAUUAUUUUGUCAUGUUAAUGUUGUAGGCCUAGUUUAAUUGGAUAGAUGUAUCAAACGUCACUUUAAGUCUACGGAGGGGAUUUUAAAAUGUGAUUGAACUGAAAAAUAAUAAUAUAAAAAGUGAAUUGCAUCAUGGGAAUUUAUAUAAAAGUACUUUCAGUUUGAUCUCAGGAAGUUAGAGGAAAUUAUGCUUGCGUUAUUUGCUUACAUUUGUAACUGAAUAUACUUGAAUUCAUGGCGAAUUAAGUGAGGAAAUUAAAGGUCACAGAGACAAUGGAGGACAAAGAUGCUGACGACAAUCUCGCAGUACCUGUUGAACCAUGCGUGCCUCAUGUGGCAGAAAACUUUGACAUGGAUGAGGAGAUUUUGCUGAAAUACGCCACCACUCUAACCAACAGGCAGCGUGGGAACGAGGUCACAGUCCGACCAGCUACUUUGGAUGUUUUGUCUGUUCACCAACUGGCCGCCCAAGGAGAAGUGUCACAGGUGGUCAUACAUCUAAACAGAGAUCUCUCUCUCCUGAACAGCCAGGAUGAACGGGGUUACACUCCUCUUAUGUGGGCAGCGGCGUUUGGAGAGAAAACCACGGUGGACUUCCUCCUGGAGAAGGGGGCAGAUCCCAGAACCAUAGCUUUGGAGAGAGAGAGUGCCCUGACCCUGGCCAGCUCUGGAGGUUACGCUGACAUCGUCAAAUGUCUUCUGGAGUACGGUGUAGACGUCAAUGCUUAUGACUGGAACGGUGGUACUCCUCUGAUCUAUGCUGUAAGAGGUAACCACGUACGGUGUGUGGAAGCACUCUUGGAUAAAGGUGCAGACCUGACUAUGGAAGCAGACUCUGGGUACAGUCCCAUGGCUCUAGCUGUUGCACUGGGACACAAAAAAGUCCAGAAGGUGUUGGGUGAUCAUAUUCUGAAGAUCCUGUAAAAAGUAUCGGUACACCAAGCAAGUCAAGAUGUUCUCAGGGUCUUGGAGCUCUGUCAGACUGUAAGUGGACCAGGAGUUGACAAGGAUCAAACACGUAUUUAUUACAGUUCUGAACAGUGGUUCCGUGGUUGCGUUGCAUUCCAUAAUAAUGUAUAGUAUGUGGUAUGUGCAUAGUCAGCGCUGAACAUUCAGAGAAGAUUACAGAGAAGUUUAUACUGUUACUUCUUGUGUCCUACUCAAUUCAUUAUACAGUAUUUGACUGGUCUGAGGGCCGAGCAUUUGUUAAUUCAAGUGAAUAUGCAGCUGCAGUGUUUUAUUUUGUAAACAAAAGCACAAAUGAAUAGUAAUCAAGCAUCAAUCAAACCAUGCAUUUUUAUAUAUAUAUAUCGAUACAUUUGUCUGGGAUGGCAUGCCAUUUGCAAGGCACAAUCUCUGCUUCAUAAUCUUUCCAAAUAAAAAAAAUGUACUCAACACCAAUACAAAAUCCUGACAUUGAGUCUGUGGAAGUCCUCUUGUGUAAGAAAUAAAAAAGUUACGAUCUUAAA